AUGUCAGGAAAUUCCACACAUGAUGGUCUUUAUUUAAGUGGAGACGCUAUCGUUUUGUACUUGAUGUCAGUGUUAGGGGUACUGGCAAACGCUUUCGCAAUUCUGGCCUCAGCCAGACUAUUACAGCGACAGCCUCUCAGCCCGAAUGUGUUUGUACUGGGUUUGUCGUGCGUGGACCUUAUCUCGAUAACACUGUUCUCAAUACCAUCCUGGAUUUGUUACACAAACAGUCAAUGGAUAGGUGGAAAGAGACUUUGCGAUUUCCAAGGUUUCGUGUUUCUGUUCUCAACGCUUUGUUCGGCGUUUUUAGCCAUGUCCAUGGCUGUGGACCGUUACAUCGCCGUAACAAGGCCGUUUUUUCACCGCAAAACCAUGACGGUUAACAAAGCGAAAAUUCUUCUUAGUGUCACAAUUUCAGCAUCUUUAAUCGUCUCUCUUUUCCCGCUCUGUUCGUUUGGAAGCUUCGUGCAAAAUUUGCGAGGGACUUUCUGCACUGUUAAUUGGUUUCCUCAGAACGCUUCCGACCGCGCGUUUUGCGUUUUUUACGCCGUUCUUGGAGGACUACCUGCCACUGUGGUCUUGUUUUGCAACAUAACGGUUAUCUGGGAACUUUUUAGGAGCAAACAAAGACGAAUUUCUGUCACGAACAUGAUUGUACCCGGAGUUAACAGACGUGCUAUGUAUCCGGCUAAGGGUUCAGAGCGUGUUGAAGACACGGAAAAACAAUUUUCAAGAACGAUGGUGCUAAUUUCAGUGGUAUAUCUCUUGGGAUGGAUCCCUUUUACGGUAAGAAAUGAGUACUAGAAAUCAGUCAUGAUUCAUCACUUUUUAUAGCUUAUGCAGUUUUGUGGCAAGGGAACCAAGCAACCUGGCCCCAGUUGUUCGAAAGCUGGAUACAGCUAUCCAGUGGAUAAAUCUGUAUCCAGUGGAUAAGUAUUAGGGAAACCAAUUGCACUAUCCACUGGAUAGAGAUUUAUAUGGUGGAUAGCGCUAUCACCUUUUCAACAACUGGGGACUGCUCUUCAUGCAACAGAGCCGCAAAUUUGUCCGACUGUCAUCAUGACACGAACACGAAUGGAAAUUAAUACUCAAUGGUUGAGGUAUUUAAACGUCAUUGUCCGGCAAAGUAUUAAUACUUUAUUAUCCGGCAUCCUACACUUUAUCACUGGCACCAUGAAACAAGGCAUAGAACGCAACGUAUGGCUUAACCGGUACAUAGCUUGUUAGAACAGAAAAACAAACAUUUUUCCUUAUACUCGAUUCACAGAUCGGGGAGUCAAAAGGGAUGCAUUUGCAAACUAAGGAUAAAGUGAUCUGUAAGAGGGAAAAGCAACCGCGUAGCUUUCAGCUAAGUCAACAAAUAAACAUCACUUUCAGAGUAGAGCAUUUGAGUGUCAAAUAACCAAAGCCUUUUUAAGUUUGUUCAGUGUUCUACGGCCUUGGCACUGUAAUCCGACGACUUUUUAUUCACAUUUUUUUCUUUACUCUCUCCUUUCCAAAAACGAGGGUGGGUUGGAAUUACCUUUCGCUAAAAAGAAAAGUCUCAACUGAUUUCGAGAUACACUAGGAUGAAUAUAUAUAAAGACAAAAAAUUGCAACUAAAACUUCUCAGUUGUCAUAAUCAUCGCGAAAUGUGCUAGGACACUUUGCGGAGCGAUUAACUUGGAAAUUUAGUCUUAAGAAGUCUUAAUUCACCUCGUACAUCAUACCCUCCUACACAAAUUUUACCCUUGCCGCAAAAAGGCACCUAUGCAAAUAUACGAGUCGAGCGCUUCAGAGACUCCAGGGAGAAUGGGUACAAGCUUUGGGUCUCUACUCCAAGGAAGGAAAUAAUGUUUGGAGAUCAGAGUGAUUUUAAUUUUACCUUCACAGAUCAUCGUUUGAUUUUCAAGUUCUUCUAGAAGGAAAUACUUUUAAUUUUGACAUUUCGUUACUUCAACACCCGUCUCCCGUAUUUCAAUCAGCGUAACGCUCUUUCAUCAUCGAUCACGAUAACUUGAUCGACACUGCAAUGCAACUCGCCAGUGUACACGGGGAUCAGCUACUAGAGCGCUUGCGCACAAAUCUCUCAUUAAAUAGGCCAUUUCUGAGUUCCUCCGAGCCUCUGUAUCAAAACGAGGUUGAGUGCUCAGCCUUUGAUAUGGAAAUGAUUUUCAUUCUCAUGCAAAUAAAACUCAUUCUCACAAGAAAGAUUGUGCACUUGGCCUCAUUUUGAAAGUGACGGUGUUAACGGAACUCUGAAGUGGCCUAUUGUCUUGCCUCGAAAGCUUAACGUGAUUGCCUCUCUGCCCACCGAGCUGUAUGGAAGUCAAAUUUUCCCUAAAUCAGUACACAGUUUGUCGUAAUAACGCUGAAAAAAGAUCACGGUUACGAAAACAGGCUUCCUUAUUAAUGAAAGCAGCAUAAAUGUUGUGGUUCAAUUUUAUCCUUGGUUUAAAUUUUAUUUACCUUUCUUUUAAACUCAUUAAUAUACAUCACCAUACUCUAAAACAAAGGACAAUAAAAUUUAAAUCAAGGACAAAAUUGUGGCUUAGCAGAGUAGCAGAGUAUAGUUCACCUAAGUGGAAACGAUAAAGAGACGCAAACCCCGAUGCACUGCAAAGAUACCGUCUUUGUCGUUUCGUUUUAUUCUGCUUAACGCUUAAUGUUGAAGCUGUUAUUUUCUAGGUUCGUCUGAUCGGUAACGCCUUCUACAACUGGCGAAACGGCUUUCAAGAUCUUCUUGUGUGUUUACUUUUGCUGUUAAACCUAAUCGCUGAUCCAUUUAUGUACGUUUUAACAAGAAAACAAUACCGUAGAGUGCUUAAGUUGAUGCUUACGUGCAGAUGCAAGGAAAGGAUAGACCAAGUGAAGCCCUUAAUAAACCACAGGUUAGAGAAAAUGAGUACGAACAUUUUCUAUUGACUUUGACCGAGUGAUCAUAUUUAUAGAGAAUUGGUCAUUAUGAGGUGCGCUCGCCGGAGACUGGUCAGCGAUGUCUGCCUCCUCUGUGGGCGCUUCGUUUUUCGCACAGAGGCGAGCGCGAAAUGCGAGCGACUGGUGACGAAACGCAAGGGACCAUGGGGAGGCGAAAGAAGAGCGGUGAAGCACGACUAACCCGUUCUCUCUUUCCCGCCCUCCUUCACGCGCAAGUUUUCAUCGAGAGAGAGAGAGACGCCUGGGUACAAGGCAGGGUCGGUGUAGUGUUGAAAUUGACUGUGGGACUGGACUGUGCAUACGGGAUCUUUGACCUUGUAGUUUCCUGCGCAACCACGCAAUAGCCAAUAAAACCUCAAUCCAUUCCCAUGGUCUAGCUUCGAGCCGCUCGAAAGCCAAAGUAAGUAAAGAAGUAAGAGAAAGGAGUUACUUAAUAUGCUAAUGAUCCUUGUGAGUAAUAGAUUAACACUUGCCCACAAAACGAGCUACGAAAGCCGAACGUGGAGAGCUCAAAAUGAGGGCGAAGCCCGAGAACCGGGUGCAGGAGCAAGUAAGAGAACCAAAAGCGCUGAAAUUCCCUUCAACCGCGAGAACAGGAAAAAGGGCCGCUCUUCUGCAACUAACAGUGCUCUCUUUUACAAUUUCAGUCAGCACCCAAGUAUAUCAUCAGCCAGUCUGCAAGCACUCUGCUACACUGCAGGAUCCGACGAGUAUCAUCUGAACGACCUGAGAGAAAGAUUACGCAUUGCUUCGCCAUACCCAGAUAACUUUCGAGAUACAGUUCAAGACUGGAAUUCUCAUGAAAGCUCGAGCUUCAGCUAA
Molecule: messenger RNA, 3738 nt
Organism: Porites evermanni
Lineage: Eukaryota; Metazoa; Cnidaria; Anthozoa; Scleractinia; Poritidae
Source: the annotation of a GenBank genome assembly